This is a messenger RNA of Neurospora tetraspora, 434 nucleotides long. Its product is annotated as S-adenosyl-L-methionine-dependent methyltransferase. The transcript is spliced from 4 exons. NCBI's taxonomy places the organism in Eukaryota, Fungi, Ascomycota, Sordariomycetes, Sordariales, Sordariaceae. The coding region runs from base 107 to 376 and encodes 89 amino acids. The record is from RefSeq and is a predicted model, not a curated record.
ACAGGGACUUCCGGAAGAGGAGGGAGAUGAUGGGAAUUCGACCCUUGGAAGUGAUGUCAAGAGCUCGACUGCUUCGAUUAAUUCGAGUAUCCUCAAAUACCGUACCAUGAACGGCCGUACUUACCAUAGCGACAGCGUAACGGAUGGAGAGUACUGGGGCCCCAACGACGACAAGCAGAAUGAAAUGCUGGAUAUUUUCCAUCAUGCGAUGACCAUUUGUCUGGAUGGCAGGCUUUAUGAUGCCCCUCUUCCAAAAAAUCCCGAGAAUGCAAUUGAUCUUGGCACAGGCACAGGGCUGUGGGCAAUCGAUUUUGCCGAUGAAUUCCCUAACUGCAACGUCAUCGGCACUGAUAUCUCGCCCAUCCAACCCAGUUAGAUACCUCCCAAUCUCCGUUUCGAGAUUAACAACUACAAUAAGGAAUUGUGACGGCCUG